UGAGGAGGAGUCAGCUAUACAGGAUUGACAUGAAUACUCUCAAGGGGGAAUCUUAUAGUGUUGAUGAUUUGCUUUCUUUCUUUCAUUUCUCCCGUUACAUGUGAGCAUCGGCACGUCACAUGCCUAAAGCUCUCACCGCCCGGACGCCUGGAAAACCGGCCGCAUUUGCCAUCAGGAACCAUGUCAUGCCACUGUGAUUUCAGCGGUCGUGGACCAAAUUGAUCCUCUGCAGAGCCAUGUAUGGACCAUUCUAUCGGAACUUGAUCUCGUGUGGCUCUUUUGAUGCGCGCCCGUUCUGCAUUGGCGUAAUACGGUCCCCUCCAUGCCACACCCGCGCUUAAGCCGUUGACUCAGUCCAAACCACAGCAAUAUGGCGUGGAGUCAUUCAGCUCGUCGCUGGCGGGCUCUUCGUAAAUGCUGCUGCACUCCAAAACUACGAUUUAAUUCCACUCAGCAAGCUCACAGUCCGCCGCCGUGGAGACCGGUAUCGGCUUUGGACGAAUGGGUUGAGCGUGACAUCCGUCCUAUCAGUUUGCGACAGCUAACUUUCUUUGGACGAACCCUGACGGAAUCUCGGCUCAUCAGUUCGGCCAACUACGUACGAACUGAGCUUCCAACUAGACUCGCACAUCGCCUACGAGAUAUACAACGACUCCCGUAUGUGGUGGUGGCUAAUCCCCACCUGUCCAUGGUGUACGAGCUCUACUACAAGGCAUUCGAGCGGUUUCGGACCAUCCCAGAGAUAAAGACAUUGGAUGACAAUGAUAAAUUCUGCGACAUCCUACGUAAAACGCUCCGGGAACACCUGGUUGUGAUUCCCAAACUCGCAACGGGUGUCCUGGAGUGCCGCGAGCUCGUCCCGUCAGAUGUGCUGGACAGCUUCAUGAACACACUUCUCCGAGCAAGAAUUUCACGCCGCGUUAUCGCCGAGCAACAUCUUGCUUUAACGGAAACCUUCAACUCUCCGUGGCACUUCCCUGGAUCCCAAGAUCGCACAGAUCUAAAUGCCGACUUUGUCGGUGAGGUAUUCCUCAGAUGCAACGCGAAAGAGGUUGCUGAACGGUGCGGGAAGCUGGCGCAGGAUAUGUUGCGGCAGAACGGUGGAUCGGAUAAGAUCCCAGAAAUCUCGGUGCAGGGUCACCUUGAGGCAACCUUCCCUUACAUGCUGAGUCACUUGGAGUAUAUCAUCGGUGAGCUACUCCGCAAUUCGAUCCAAGCUGUGAGUGAACGAUACCGGGACUCUACGGAGAAACCGCCGCCUAUCGAGGUUCUCAUCUGCGAGGCCCCGCAGCAUGUGAUCUUGCGGGUAUCGGAUCAGGGUGGCGGCAUACCGCGUAAGGUUCUGCCAUACUUGUGGUCUUUCAACAAAGGCCCUUACAGCACAUCACACCUCCAGAACCUGGGACAGGUUCCCGCCAUGGCUGCCACCAUGCAGGAGCUGUGCGUGCCAACAGAAAGAAAGGAUGCGGAUCGGGACACAUUCCGCGAGAGCUCGCUGGAUUCGCUGACCUCGCGGCCCCCUAAUCUACGUCUGGGGAUCGGUCUGCCCAUGAGCCGAGUGUAUGCCGAGUACUGGGCGGGCAGCUUGGAGCUCCAUAGCCUCGAAGGUUACGGAGUGGAUGCGUUCCUGCAGAUCUCGAAACUCGGCAACAAGAACGAACAGGUGACGACACGUGCGUCAAUUGAUGCAGUAUAGAGGCUCGAAGUACGGAGAGGCUAAGUCGUAUAUACCUCCAAAUAUACACGUUAAACGAAC
Molecule: messenger RNA, 1756 nt
Organism: Aspergillus costaricaensis CBS 115574
Lineage: Eukaryota; Fungi; Ascomycota; Eurotiomycetes; Eurotiales; Aspergillaceae
Product: protein kinase PKP2
Exons: 4
Coding region: 371-1696 (441 amino acids)
Biological process (GO): protein phosphorylation; regulation of glucose metabolic process
Cellular component (GO): mitochondrion
Molecular function (GO): pyruvate dehydrogenase (acetyl-transferring) kinase activity
Source: RefSeq, a predicted model, not a curated record